AUGAAGUUCCUGCAGGCCCUCGUGAAGGCGGUGCCGGACCUGGCGGUUUCGGCGAGUGAUGAGGACUACUGCAAGUGGACUCGGUUUGUAUCCUGCAGCAUUGGUGUGGCGGUGACGCUGACGGAUUUGCAGCUGACGCAGGUGUCGAGCCUGCCGGAUCUCGCCGAUGACGUGAAUGGUACCCUGGUGCUUCUGACGUCGUUCGAGGCGAACAACAAGGGCGGCAUGUUAUCCGGGCCGCUGCCACCGAGCUGGGGACGGCUGACACAGAUGCAGACGAUAUCACUGAAGGGAAACGCACUCACAGGGACGCUGCCGAGUGAGUGGAGCGAGUUGACUGCGUUGAAGUUCCUGUACGUGGAUAACAACGCUCUGACGGGCGAACUGCCGGUGUCGUGGGGCACGCUGUCGGUGAUGAGGCUGUUGUACAUGUCUUCGAACCACCUGACGGGGCCGCUACCGCGUGAGUGGAGCGGGAUGACGGCGCUGCAGAGCUGCCUCGCAGCGGACAACAACCUUACGGGCACAUUGCCCUCGUCGUGGGGCACGCUGAAGCGCAUAAAGGUGAUGAUGCUGGCCAACAACACAUUGUCAGGGACCCUACCGACAGUGUGGAGCAAUAUGACGGCACUUGUGACGCUCACGCUGGGCAACAACAAGCUGACGGGGCCGCUGCCGGCGGAGUGGAGCUCUUUGCCGAAGCUGACGCGGCUGGAGUUGGACGACAACAGUCUGUCUGGCACCCUGCCGGCGGAGUGGAGCAAGCUGAAUAAGGUGAAGGAGAAUCUGAUGCUUCAGGGCAACAACUUCUGCGGCUGCGUGCCUCCGGAGUGGGCUGGUAAACUGACGCCGACCGUGGACCCGGCGGUGAGCGCGGACACCUGUGCAACGACGAACGCGUGCGACAAGGCGUCGGGCAGCGGUGCUUCUCACCACUCUUCCAGCCACAGCAAGCCCUCACCAAGCUCGGCAAGCAGCAGCUACAGCCAGCCAACACCGGUAGCAGCGAGCAGCAGCCACAGCAAGCCGACAGAGAACAACAGCAGCUCCAGUUCAAGUGCGUGCAUUGUGACGAACUGCGUGAAGUGCGAAGCGGACAACAGCUCAAAAUGCAGUGAGUGCACGCGCAGCUACACCUUGACGGAUGGCUUUCGAUGCGCCUCCAGCGGUGAUGCGGCGUGCUGGCUGAGCUUGUGCAACCCAGACGGGUGGCUGUUGUUGGCACUGCUAUGCACAUGUGUGCUGUGGAACCUGAUGUAG
Leptomonas pyrrhocoris is the source of this 1260-nucleotide messenger RNA. Its product is annotated as surface antigen-like protein. Gene Ontology annotation, molecular function: protein binding. The record is from RefSeq and is a predicted model, not a curated record. The transcript has a single exon. NCBI's taxonomy places the organism in Eukaryota, Euglenozoa, Kinetoplastea, Trypanosomatida, Trypanosomatidae. The coding region runs from base 1 to 1260 and encodes 419 amino acids.